This is a messenger RNA of Penicillium mononematosum, 1317 nucleotides long. RefSeq names its product NAD(P)/FAD-dependent oxidoreductase. The transcript has 3 exons. The coding region runs from base 1 to 1317 and encodes 438 amino acids. NCBI's taxonomy places the organism in Eukaryota, Fungi, Ascomycota, Eurotiomycetes, Eurotiales, Aspergillaceae. The record is from RefSeq and is a predicted model, not a curated record. Gene Ontology annotation, molecular function: L-pipecolate oxidase activity; sarcosine oxidase activity; proline dehydrogenase activity.
AUGGCAUUGCCGCCCAGGAUCCUGAUUGUCGGAGGGGGUGUGUUUGGAUUAUCCACCGCCCUCUCCCUGUCAAAGCGACACCCAGAAUCCAAAGUAACAGUAGUAGAGUCCUCACCAACAAUCCCCAACCCCCACGGGUCAUCCGUUGACACGUCCCGGAUCGUGCGAGCCGACUAUGCCAACGCAGCAUACUCCAAGCUCGCCGCAGCAGCCAUCCACCGCUGGCGCAGCACAGACUGGGGCCGCGACGGCCGGUACACGCAGAACGGCCUGCUACUCGUGUACCCAGAAGACAGCGCCAGCGCCAAGGAGUACGCACGCAAGAGCUACGCCAACGUGCGCCAGAUCGAGGGCGACAAUGUCACCUUCCUACCCACCCAAGCGGACGUCCUCAGCGUCGUCCCCGCCUACGGCUCGACCCUUGAUGUCGCCGGCGGCUACGUGAACUGGGGGUCUGGAUGGUCCGAUGCUGCGGCUAGCGUGCGCUAUGCUAAGACCCUCCUCGACACCGAAGGGAAGGUUAUCUUCCGCACUGGUGAUGUCGAGCGUGUGCUAUACGACACGAAUGGCGCGAAGCCUAAAGCUACCGGUGUCGUCUUGACGGACGGGUCGACCGUCGAGGCGGAUCUGGUUGUGCUGGCGACUGGCGCGUGGACGCCGAAACUGGUGGACCUGCGUGGUCGGGCUGUUGCGACCGGUCAGGCCAUUGCUUAUAUGCGGAUCUCUGACGAGGAGCAGCGUGAGUUGGAGAAUUUGCCUACGAUUUUGAACUUUGCGACGGGGAUCUUCAUUAUCCCGCCCCGGGAUAAUCUGCUGAAGAUUGCGCGACAUGCUUAUGGGUAUCGCAAUCCGGUUGAGGUGCCGGUUCCUGGGGCUUCGGGCUCGAUGGUGGUUAGUCUGCCUGAAAAGGGGGUUCCUGUGCCGCUUGAAGGACAGGAUGCGUUCCGGUUUGCGUUGAGACAGCUUUUGCCGCGGUUUGCGGAGAGGGAGUUCGUUGAUACUAGGAUUUGUUGGUAUACUGAUACGCCCACGGGUGACUUCAUUGUUUCUUACCACCCUGACCAUGAGGGUCUUUUCCUUGCUACCGGUGGUAGUGGCCAUGGGUUCAAGUUUUUCCCUGUUAUUGGAGACAAGAUUGUUGAUGCCCUGGAGGGCACACUUGAUUCCGAGUUGAGUAAGAUGUGGAAGUGGCCUGAGGCUGCUGUGCCGGACGAAGAGGACUUCGACGGCGACGGUAGUCGGUCUGGGGAGAGGAGAGCGAUCUUGAAAGACGAGUUGGCGAAGACAAAGAAGGCUUCACGGAGCAGUAUGCUUUAG